AUGUCUGCUAUUGACACGGACAAAGGCGGCUUAUUCUUUGUGGAUGGACCUGGUGGUACUGGAAAGACUUUUCUUUACAGGGCACUGUUCGCUAAAGUACACAGUGAGAACAAGCUUGAUGUGGCGAUAGUUACAUCUGGUGUUGCCACCUCCAUCAUGCUUGGUGGAAGAACUGCCCACUCACGCUUCAAAAUACCCCUUACUAUUGAGGAUGGUGGAUGCUGUAGCUUCACAAAACAAAGUGGUACUGCCAAGCUGCUACGAACAACAUCUCUUAUAAUUUUGGAUGAGGCUAUUAUAACAAAGAGACAAGCGGUGGAGACUCUUGACAAAAGCUUGAGGGAUAUAAUGGAUCAGUCGGAGCUGCCGUUUGGUGGAAAGACUAUUGUUUUUGGUGGAGGGUCGAGGGCUCAGAUAGUCGAUGCUUCGCUACGGAGGUCAUACUUUUGGGAUUCUAUGCAGCCCUUAAAGCUGGUGCGCAACAUGAGGGCACAGAGCGACCCAUAG
Messenger RNA from Panicum hallii, 507 nucleotides. RefSeq names its product ATP-dependent DNA helicase PIF3-like. Bases 1 to 507 code for a protein of 168 amino acids. The transcript has a single exon. Lineage: Eukaryota; Viridiplantae; Streptophyta; Magnoliopsida; Poales; Poaceae. The record is from RefSeq and is a predicted model, not a curated record. Gene Ontology annotation, biological process: DNA repair; telomere maintenance. Gene Ontology annotation, molecular function: DNA helicase activity.